AUGUUAAUGUACCAGUAUCAUGAAACAAAAAUAUGGAGUGAAUCAGUGCCAAGCUUCUUUUUUACCGAUACAGUCUCUCUAUGUCUCUGCUAUGAAGUGAAGACGCAUGACAUUUAUCAAGAUAUGCUGGAAGAUGGAGAACUGUUUAAGACAUCAGGAUACGCACGAGACCAUUCUUUACAAAGUAUAGCAAGCAGGAAGGAAAGUCCUUCGACUAGAUGAGACACACGUCAAUUCAAGAAUUUGUUGGUUGAGACCUAAGGGAUAACAAAAUCAGUCACUAAGAAACAAAUUAGGCAGAGAAUUAUAAGGUCUGCCUAUUUAUCUUAAAAAUGAUGUUAACACUUUAACUCAUGGACAUGAUAAGAUAGCCAUGCAUGUGAUGCAAAGCAACUUUCACCAAGAGCUACAUCUCUUCCUAUGGAUCGGUAAGAAGAGGGCGAUGGAGAGAUACUACUAAAUCGACCAAGUUCAUUGUUAAGAUGGAGUAAAAUAUGUAUACUUUUACAGGAUAAAGGAGCUGCAAAUGAAACUGCAAAAGCGACAAGAGGAAAUGGCGACAAACUUUAACAUUUUUUUAAGAACGCAGAAAAACGGAAAACAACCAAAACAGAAGACCUUUAAAGGACAGUAGAACUGUAAUUUUAAAAACAAUAAUACUUAUUUGCCAUUACGUAUUUGCACGUAAUAAAUAAAUAAAUGACAAAAAACAUAAUCUACGUGUUUGUUUUAUUUAAAGAUAUUUUAUACAUGCCGUGGAGCUUUAUCUGUCACCCAUGCCAGUGCAACUUCUCGUGUUCUUCUGUGAAUAUUAGUGUUGCUUCGUAUUUCCCAAGCCCUUUCCCCUCGGGAAUUGUUGUCACCACCUUUUCGUGUAUGUGACAUUAUUUAUAACACAACGUCUCAAUCAUCAAAACGAGGCUCUAUAACCAAGGUGACAUACUUUCUGGAUAGGUGUAUCGCAUGUUUUGUUAAGUCCAGGUGCAUUUUUCUUUUUCCCAAUUCUAUAUUAUUGCCAGUCGUCUGACCACUCUUCUUCUUACUCCCUCCUGGCUUUCUGAUUCCUAUACAACUUCUGAUUGUUUGCUGUCCAUGACCCAGCCAUGCAUGUCAGUUCUCCCUUACAGGAAUCUUAUCUCCUUUAUAAAAAAUAAACAUUUAAUAUAUUUCCACUUUUAUUAUUUCUUCACAGAUGCAAAGAAAAUUUGUUUUUCGAAGUAUGGAUGCUUUUCCAUCAAUAAAUAUUUCCAAGUCAAACAUGCUGCACUACCGUCCCAUCCAAAUGUCAUUCAAACUAAAUUCUUCCUUCAUACCAGAAGAAAUCCCAAAAGUGCUGAAGAAUUGAAAUUGAAUAAUAUCAGUUCAAUCACGACGUCUAAUUUUGAUCCAUCUCGCAAAACAAUUUUGAUUGUCCACGGCUUUGCUCAUCAUUCCCAGAAACCCUGGGUGAUUAAGAUGAAGAAUGAAUUGUUAAUGAGAUAUUGGUAUAAUGUGAUCAGUGUGGAUUGGAGAAAAGGAGCGUCAUAUCUUACCAUGUCGUAUUUAAAAGUAAGUGUUUAAGACCGUUACUAAAAUCUAAAGAUUAUUUCUAAUUGAGAGUAAAUUAAGAAACCUUGAGAGUAAAUUAAGAAAACUCACUGUACGCAGUUCUGUAACUAAGAACAUCACAAGUAAGGUUUAUCCCUUGUCUGGCCAGUGUUAAUACUUGAUACAAGAGGAAUCGGACCUAGACUACGGUCCUGCAUUACUAAAAGAGGAAAUAUGUAUUGUAGACAAACUGGAAGCAAUUUAUUUCUUAAUAUAUGCAACUGAGGCAAUAAAAUAUUUGGAAAAGUGCGGUGAAUUUUGGUAUUUACGAAAACGGCAAAUAGCAUAAAAUUCAUUGUUUGGUAUUUGGCUUCUGCAAAUAUUUAACCUGAUUUGGUGGAAAAAACGUUGAAGUUGAAUAUGUAGUAAUAUAUGAGCUGAACACAGCAGCUUGUCAAGUCAAAACCAAAAUAAAGCUCAUCCCUCUUCUCCUUUUAGAGAGUAUGUUUUGGCCCGUGUGUUUCACUUUGCACCCUCGAUUAACAUUCUGUAUUUUCAGGCUGUUGCAAAUGCCCGCCUUGUUGGUGCACAGAUUGCAUAUCUAAUUCAAAUUCUGAAUGACGCCACGGGUGUAUCCACUAAAUCAGUUCAUAUCAUUGGCCACAGUCUGGGAGCUCAUAUAGCUGGGUAUACUGGGAAACGAUUAGCAAGAAAAAACGUCACGCUUGGAAGAAUUACAGGUAUGGAUUCAGAUAUUGUUUUAUCUGUUAUAUAUUCAAACGUUAACUGCAAAUUGGAAAUAAAUAACACACUGUCUGUCUUCUGUCCCUGUACUCAAUGUCAGACAUCAAACUAAAAUUUACUGAUUGUCAGACAAUUGUAUUCAUGCAACAAGAGAAAAAUGUCAGUGUUCGUCAAAUCGGCACCAGGAACAGUCAUAGUCUUGAUUAUGGUGCAAUGGUUUAUAGUAUAAAGUUUUUAAUUAUUAAACACUUUAUUAAAUUGGCGGCUAUAACAUAAUGUAACUGACUAUAAUUUGACUCACAAAUUAUGACAUUUUUAGCUCGAAUUAAUACUCAUUUUUUUCAACUGAUAAAUUAUGUAUUUCCCUGACCUAGGUCUAGACCCAGCCAGGCCACAGUUUGAAGGAAGCCAUGCUGAGGCCCGCCUGGACAAAACUGAUGCAAAUUUUGUUGACGUCAUUCACACAAAUUCCGCACCAUUCCUUUUUGGUGGAGCAGGAUUUCGCG
This is a messenger RNA of Paramuricea clavata, 2777 nucleotides long. The record is from the annotation of a GenBank genome assembly. NCBI's taxonomy places the organism in Eukaryota, Metazoa, Cnidaria, Anthozoa, Malacalcyonacea, Plexauridae.